AGAAUGGCUCCCUUACUCGUUACCACAUUCUCAUGAUUCACCAAAACACACAGUUUCUCACCUCAUACUUCCCCACUUGCAUCACUCCUUAGUUAGGACACCAUAUAUACAUCUUGUCUUCAUCUUCACCUUCAUCUUCUUGACUCGAACCGGCUCCCAUGGCUGCAGAGAAAUGUGGAGUGUGCCCAUUUGAGGCCAUGGAUCUACUUUGGUUUCACCAGAUUGUUACUUCAUCAAAAUCACCAACAAAAAACAUCUCCCAAAAUUCAGCCAUAGUGUCAAACCAAGAAAUCUCUUCAUCAUCUCCUCCGGUAGCAUCCUCAGAGGUGGAGAACAAGAGACAAGAAAGUGAAGAAUCUGCUACUACUACUACUAGUAAAUCUCACUCAUCUUCACCGACAACAAGAACAUCAAUGAGGAAAUCUCGAAGCUCAGUCGAUCUCGAGCUUCAAGAAGUUAAAGGGUUCAUGGAUUUAGGGUUUGUUUUCAAAAAACACAACUUAAGCAACCAUGUCAUUAGCUUGAUCCCUGGAUUGCAACGAAUCAAAUCUCAAGAUGAUCAAGAUUUAGAGAUUCUUGAUGAAGAAGAGAAAGAAGAAAAAUUGAUGAUGCCAUAUUUGUCAGAAUCAUGGCUUGUGAAAUUGCCAGAUUCUCCAUUGAUACUAAGUUUAAGGAUUUCGAGGGUUUGUAAUGAUUCGGACAAGGUGAAGAAGCACUUGAAGGAUUGGGCUCGAACGGUCGCAGCAACCGUCCACCAUGAGUCUUGAUCGAUGGUCGGAAUAUCCAACUAGGCUGCUCUUGUAGAUUCUACAUCUGAUGAAAUAGUAUGGACAUUGAGUACAAACCUAUCACACAUCAGGUGUUACUCAACAACGGAGACGCAAAUCACACAUUUAUAUAAGUACUGUAUUUACGAAAAUGUUACAUUAAAAAAGUUUAAAAGUGGUAUGUGCUUUAUUGUGUA
Messenger RNA from Salvia hispanica, 964 nucleotides. RefSeq lists its product as uncharacterized. Lineage: Eukaryota; Viridiplantae; Streptophyta; Magnoliopsida; Lamiales; Lamiaceae. The record is from RefSeq and is a predicted model, not a curated record.